CUCAGAGUAAGGAAAGUGACUCCUGAACAGGAAGGAUGAAGGAGCUGAGCUCUCACUCUGCCUGUGCCAUGCUGCUACUGGUCACAUCCUUAGUGAUCCCUCACUCAGGGACGGUUCCCCAGGGGCACUUCCAAAGGAGAAACUGGACCCCCCAGGCUAUGUUAUAUCUAAAGGGAGCACAGGGACGCAGGUUUAUCUCGGAUGAAAGGAAAGAUCUGUAUGACAGACUGCAGCUAGAGACGCGCAGCCGAAACGCAAACCCCAUCACAAUAUCUGAAGCAGCCGCCUUGUUCCUUAGUUCCCUACAGAAAGCUCAAGAAGGAGCUGAAGAUGACUCUGUGGACCAACCAGGAUAUUUGCCUGAAAGUUUAUUCAGCUGGUGAAAUCAUUAUCUGG
Bombina bombina (fire-bellied toad) is the source of this 396-nucleotide messenger RNA. RefSeq names its product spexin hormone (gene SPX). The coding region runs from base 36 to 383 and encodes 115 amino acids. The transcript has 6 exons. Gene Ontology annotation, cellular component: cytoplasm. Lineage: Eukaryota; Metazoa; Chordata; Amphibia; Anura; Bombinatoridae. Gene Ontology annotation, molecular function: neuropeptide hormone activity. Gene Ontology annotation, biological process: positive regulation of gastro-intestinal system smooth muscle contraction. The record is from RefSeq and is a predicted model, not a curated record.